Molecule: messenger RNA, 474 nt
Organism: Geodia barretti
Lineage: Eukaryota; Metazoa; Porifera; Demospongiae; Tetractinellida; Geodiidae
Source: the annotation of a GenBank genome assembly
AGGUCCACCUCGAGGCCUGCAGGCAGUGGGCCAAGGUGUGGGUAGUAGCCGCUAACGCCGAGACGUCUACCUCCACACCGUCGUGUUGAACUCUACGAGGUUCCUCAUGGCCCUCAAAGUGGCGUGGGAAAUGCGGUGCUUGGCGCAACAUUUCAGCACGAAAUGCACUACCGUUGCGUCGUUGGGUCGAAACUGCAGGGCGCGUACUCGAGGAUUGAGCGAUGGUCCUCGUCGGAAACCCCGCCUGCUUCGCGGCGGCCUGGUUACCGUCCAGACGUUUGCCGGGCAAGCCUCACGGGCGGCGGUAAGGACACAAAGUGCCUUGAUGCGUGGAGGACAGCGGCGUUUCGAACGUCAUAGCCUCCCAGCGCCUGCCAUAGCGCCGGCGGCCUGGGGGUUGUUCAGGAUCGCGGCGUAGUUGCGGGCCACGCCGCCACGCGAGGUCUCGAUUUCGUCCCAGAUGGCCUGCCCUGC